Messenger RNA from Perca fluviatilis (European perch), 1540 nucleotides. RefSeq names its product RNA binding motif, single stranded interacting protein 2b (gene rbms2b). The transcript is spliced from 13 exons. Lineage: Eukaryota; Metazoa; Chordata; Actinopteri; Perciformes; Percidae. Gene Ontology annotation, cellular component: nucleus; ribonucleoprotein complex; cytosol. Gene Ontology annotation, molecular function: mRNA 3'-UTR binding; poly(U) RNA binding; poly(A) binding. The record is from RefSeq and is a predicted model, not a curated record. The coding region runs from base 338 to 1534 and encodes 398 amino acids.
CUUGAUUUCUUGUCUGUCAGUGGUUCAGUCCACAUGGAGAAGAGAGUCUUAACAUUCCUAGUAACUGAUUAAUCACACGUCCUAACAAUUUUUGCUCUCUUUAGAGUGCUUGAUAACCCCUUGAAAACAGACUCUUUUUUUAACCGUCUGUAGGAUUUUUCUGUUUUUUUUUAUGAAACUGGACUGGGUCAGGAGAAGAAGAGCAAGGAGACGUCUCACCUUUUAGCCACAGGACGCCAAGGAUUUCCAUUACUUUUCUUAUUUGGUUCUUCCUACCUUUCACAAAUUUUCUUGCAGCUGCAGAAAUAUAAUAUAAAGAGAUUUUGUCUGUUAAACUAUGAUCUUUUCCAUGGUGCCUUUUAAAGUUUCUUUAGCCAAGCAGCAGACGUAUGUGUCCCCCUACAACCAUCAGAUGGCUCCUCCAAGCCCCAACAACAACAAUAGCAGCAACACCACCUCCAUCAGCAAUGGCAGCAGUUGCAAUGGGGGAGAGCAGCUGAGCAAAACCAACCUCUACAUCCGUGGCCUCCAUCCAGGAACCACAGACCAGGAUCUGGUCAAACUCUGUCAGCCGUAUGGGAAAAUAGUGUCCACCAAGGCCAUCCUGGACAAGACCACCAACAAGUGCAAAGGCUAUGGCUUUGUUGACUUUGACAGUCCGUCCUCAGCUCAGAAGGCGGUGACAGCGCUGAAGGCUGGUGGAGUGCAGGCUCAGAUGGCCAAGCAACAGGAGCAGGACCCCACCAACUUAUACAUCUCCAAUCUGCCAAUGUCCAUGGACGAGCAGGAGCUGGAGAGCAUGCUGAAGCCCUUCAGCCAGGCCAUUUCCACACGCAUCCUGCGUGAUGCUAACGGAACCAGCCGAGGAGUGGGCUUUGCCAGGAUGGAGUCAACAGAGAAAUGUGAAGCCAUCAUCCAACAUUUCAAUGGAAAAUAUAUCAAGACUCCACCUGGAGUUCCAGUGCCGCCAGAACCCCUGCUAUGUAAAUUUGCUGACGGAGGCCAGAAGAAGCGUCAGAGCCAAGGAAAAUAUCUGCAGAACGGCCGGCCCUGGACGAGAGAUGGGGAGACGGGAGGAAUGACGCUUACCUACGACCCCACCACAGCCUUACAGAAUGGGUUCUAUUCCUCUCCCUACAGCAUUGCCCCCAACCGUAUGAUGGGGCCAACCUCCCUCUCCCCAUACAUGCAUUCACCUGUGUCCACCUACCAGGUACACAACCCAUCCUGGCUACAUCAUCAGUCGUACAUCAUGCCGCCCACAGGAGCAGUCCUGACGCCAGGAAUGGACCACACCAUGUCCAUCCAGCCGACCUCCAUGAUGGGGCCCCUGACACAGCAGCUCAGCCACCUCUCCAUGGGCGGCAGCGGCACAUAUAUGCCUGCAAACACAUCUAUUCAGGGGACCUACAUCCCCCAGUACACCCAAGUGCCUUCCACCAACAUCUCAGUUGAGGAAAGUGCCGUCCAACCACCUGUUGCCAUAGAGACACCCACAGAACACACAACCUACACCUACCAGCAUAACAAGUGACGAGGU